UUCCCCAUCCACAAGCACAGACCGCCUCUCCUCAACUGCCAAACACGCACCCUUUCCCUCAAAGAAAGCCCGCAUUGAAUGAAUUAGGGUUUUCUUGUUUCAAUUUCCCCUAAACUGUGUAUGUGAAUUCAAAGCAAUUAAUCAAUAAAAAUCCACAUGCUAAUAAUUAGAGUUUUUAAUCAGUCCCGAUGUUGAGCUUAUCUCAACGACCCAUUUCUGCUCCUUCAAUACCCAACCUUAGGGUUUUUAAUCGACCUCGAAAUCACUCUCUUUUUGCGAGGAAUAAUCGGAUCUUUGAAUCCAAUUCGAAGCUACCAAAGCUUAAAUGGAGAAUUUCGUUCUUUAGAAAUGAGGAAAUUUCUCAGGUAAAUCCUGGGUCUGAUAGUGUUGAACGCUACGUGCCUGAGGAAUUGGUGAAGCCUGAAUUGGAUAACUCUACGAAUGUUAAAGGAGAUUGGAUAUCGAGUCUUCGAGAGGCUGCUCAUGUAGUGUUGAGGGCAUUUGGGAGCCGGUGGACUGUACCAUGGACAGCAGAGACCAUAGUUCAGGUGAUGCUUCUCUGGGUUGUUUCAUUCUGGUUCAUAGGGUCCUGGGUGAUUCCUUUUGCAGCACACAUUGCAGGUUUCAACAAGGAAUCUCUAACAUUUAGAGGUCAAGCUUUGUUCAGCCUUGUGACUGAUGUGACUGAAGGCCUUGCUGGAAUUGCAAUUCUUCAUCGUUGUCUGUCUCGAUUUCGUCCCCUUUCAUCUGAUUGGUUUAGGUUCAGGCUGAAAGGGAACUGGGUGUUUGACGUUGCUCUUGGAUGUCUCAUGUUUCCACUAGUUAACCGGCUUUCACAGUUCAACCUUAGCCUAUUGCCUAUUCUGCCUUCAACACCUGUCACCCUCUCAAGUGUUGAGCAGUCAAUUGCAGCACGGGAUCCAGUGGCGAUGGCACUGUAUGCAAUAGUAGUUUCAGUGUGUGCUCCUGUAUGGGAGGAAAUAGUCUUCCGGGGUUUCCUUCUCCCAUCCUUGACCAGGUACAUGCCAGUCUGGUGUGCAAUAUUGGUGAGUUCAGUUGCCUUUGCGCUGGCACAUUUUAAUGUACAGAGAAUGCUACCGCUUAUUUUUCUUGGAGUGGUGAUGGGUGUUAUAUUUACAAGGUCACGGAAUUUAUUGCCAUCUAUGCUUCUUCAUAGCCUCUGGAAUGGUUUUGUAUUCUUGGAUUUAAUGAAAUAGCUCCUUAGCUUUGUACCUCACGUAUACAUUUACCGGUUGGUCACCUGUCAAUGGAACAUAGGCACAGGCUGGUGUUGUGGAGCCAUAUGCUUAUCGAAAGGAAAUUGAGCAUGGGGUUUCUGAGAAGACUGCAGCUUUGGCAAUGUUGAUCAACCAAUGUCUUCUUCUAUAUAGGUCCACCAACAGAAUGCAAGUUAGUAUUAAUUGACAGAGAUUCAUAGGCCCCUCUAUUAUGUCUUUUCACUUGUAGAAUUAGUCCAUUACAUCUUUCAGUCAGGCCUGUAAUUAUACUAGGGACAAUAAGGGAGAAAGGAUAAUCCUUUUUCUUCCCGACAGUAUCUUUCUUGUUAGCGUUGUAAAAUACUGUGUUUCUAAAUGGGAUCCUCUCUUUUCCUCCUUU
Messenger RNA from Populus trichocarpa (black cottonwood), 1617 nucleotides. RefSeq lists its product as uncharacterized. The transcript is spliced from 4 exons. Gene Ontology annotation, biological process: CAAX-box protein processing. Gene Ontology annotation, cellular component: membrane. Gene Ontology annotation, molecular function: metalloendopeptidase activity. The record is from RefSeq and is a predicted model, not a curated record. The coding region runs from base 189 to 1217 and encodes 342 amino acids. NCBI's taxonomy places the organism in Eukaryota, Viridiplantae, Streptophyta, Magnoliopsida, Malpighiales, Salicaceae.